This is a messenger RNA of Trypanosoma theileri, 483 nucleotides long. RefSeq lists its product as uncharacterized. The transcript has a single exon. Bases 1 to 483 code for a protein of 160 amino acids. The record is from RefSeq and is a predicted model, not a curated record. Lineage: Eukaryota; Euglenozoa; Kinetoplastea; Trypanosomatida; Trypanosomatidae.
AUGCUUCGUCUGGCUCUGGUACUUUACAGUAAACAGCCCCAGCAGGUGUUGGGCACCACUGUGCCGUCCUUUCACAACUUCCCCUAUCGAGCUCAGGACGUCCUCCACCUCUACCGCGACUUUCUCCGCCUCAUUCACCAAUACCCACCGCAGGAACAGGCGGAUUUGCGAUUUCGACUACAGAAUGAAUUUCACCGCCGUCGGCAUCUCAGCAGUCCAAAGAUGAUCACAGCAGCAAUUAAACGGGGUGAAGGGGUUUUGGCGGUGCAGCGGAGUAUGUUGGAAUCCCGCAUGCUGCGGGCUCGUGCAGUUUCCUCAAAAGAAAAAGGUGCACAAAGUGUGGAUGGUGUUUGGGAUCAAUUGUUAUUGGUUUCUGGUCAUGUCUUGCCGGGUUUACGGAAUUACAAACCCUCACGGUCAGUGACGAAGGGGUCCUAUACACAACAGGCCACCACACAGGCAGUCUACUCAAGAAGGAGAUGA